AUGUUAGCGACGAGAUAUGGGUUACAAGAGACGCACAAUGUCUAUAUUGAAGAAGCGGUUGCCAUGUUCCUCGAAGUGGUGGGUCAAGAUAAGACAGUACGGGUUAUUGCACAAAGAUAUCAGCGUUCGUUGGAUACAGUCAAAAGGAAACUUGGUGAAGUUUUGAGUGCUCUCUUGAAAUUUGCUGCAGAUGCACUAAAACCAGAAGAUGGUGAGUUCACAAGAGUAUGCCCUGCUUUGAGAAGUGAUGAUCGCUACUGGCCAUUUUUUAAAGAUUGUAUUGGAGCAUUGGAUGGAACUCAUAUCUCAGUUUGCCCUCCGAAGCGAAAUGCCGAAGCAUACAGGAGUAGAAAACAGGAGCCGACCAUGAAUGUCCUUGCUAUAUGUAACUUUGAUAUGAAGUUCAUAUAUGCUUAUGUGGGUAUCCCGGGUAGAGCACAUGACACAAAGGUAUUGACUUAUUGUGCGAGGAAUGAGCCAUUUUUUCCACAUCCGCCAAAUGGAAAGUAUUAUUUGGUUGAUGCUGGAUAUCCCACAAGAACAGGGUAUCUUGGUCCGUAUCGUAGAGUUCGGUAUCAUCUCGAUCAGUUCAACAGAGGAGGACCGCCAACGAACACUCGAGAGGUGUUCAACCGGAGACAUUCAAGCAUGCGAUCUGUGAUUGAGAGGACAUUUGGAGUGUGGAAAGCAAAAUGGAGAAUUCUUGACCGUAGGCAUCCAAAGUGA
Messenger RNA from Brassica napus (rape), 726 nucleotides. RefSeq names its product putative nuclease HARBI1. NCBI's taxonomy places the organism in Eukaryota, Viridiplantae, Streptophyta, Magnoliopsida, Brassicales, Brassicaceae. The coding region runs from base 1 to 726 and encodes 241 amino acids. The record is from RefSeq and is a predicted model, not a curated record. The transcript is spliced from 2 exons.